This is a messenger RNA of Eimeria tenella, 216 nucleotides long. RefSeq lists its product as uncharacterized. The annotation marks the transcript as partial. The record is from RefSeq and is a predicted model, not a curated record. NCBI's taxonomy places the organism in Eukaryota, Apicomplexa, Conoidasida, Eucoccidiorida, Eimeriidae. The transcript is spliced from 2 exons.
AUGGAAAUGGCAUUGGGGGGGCGGCAGGUGCUGCCGGGCUCCCCUGGGAAGCAGCAGCAGCAGCAGCAGCAGCUGCUGCUGCAGCCAGAUGCUGCAGGGGAGACUGUCGCUGCACGACCCUGCCGUGCAACGCGUCGUUCGCGAGCUCAGCAGCAGCAGCAGCAGCAGCAGCAGCAGGAGCAGCAGCAGCAGCAACAUUUUGUGUCUCACGUUGCU